GGUGUGUGUGUGUGUGUGUGUGAGCGCACGUGUGUGUGUGUGUGUGUGCAUCAUGUGUGCGGCAGUAAAGUACCCGUCUCGUGGCCCGGCGUUGAUCCCCCGCAUGAAGGCUAAGCAUCGGGUUUACUACAUCACGCUGUUCUCGGUGGUUCUGUUGGGCCUGCUGGCCACCGGAAUGUUCCAGUUCUGGCCGCAUUCCAUCGAGUCCUCCGGGGGAGACUGGGCUCUGGAGAGACGCAGCGUGCAGGAGGCCCCUGUGUAUCGUCUGGGUCCCCAGAGUCCCCUACCUGAGAGAGGAGACCUCACCUGCCGCAUGCACACCUGCUUUGACGUCUACAGAUGCGGAUACAACCCCAAGAACAGGAUCAAGGUCUACAUCUACCCUCUGCAGAGGUUCGUGGAUGAGGAGGGCGUGUCCAUCAGUAGCUCCGCCCUGUCUCGCGAGUACAACGAGCUGCUGUCGGCCGUGUCCAAUAGCGACUUCUACACGGAUGAUGUCACGCGCGCCUGCCUCUUCCUGCCCUCCACGGACACGCUCAACCAGAACUCACUACGCAUACGAGAGACCGCACAGGCUCUAGCAUCGCUACCCAGGUGGGAUAGAGGUAUGAACCAUCUUCUCUUCAACAUGCUGCCUGGAGGCCCCCCCGACUACAACACGGCCUUAGAUGUACCCCGAGACAGGGCUCUGUUGGCAGGUGGUGGCUUCUCCACGUGGACCUACAGACAGGGCUAUGACGUCAGCAUCCCUGUAUACAGCCCCCUGUCAGCUGAGGUGGAGCUGGCAGAGAGACAACCAGGUCCGAGGCGUUUCUUCAUCUUGUCGUCCCAGACGGCUCUUCAUCGUGAGUACGGUGUGGAGCUGGAGCGCCUGAAGGAGGAGAAUGGGGAGACGGUGCUGCUCGACAAGUGCACCAACCUCUCGCAGGGACACACACACGCGCACGCGCACACACACACACAACACGGACACGCGCAGGCCCCGCGCAAACGCUGCGCCAAGGGACAGGUGUACGACUACCCGCACAUACUGCAGGAGUCUUCGUUCUGUGUGGUUCUGCGCGGGGCCCGUUUGGGCCAGGCGGUUCUGAGUGACGUUCUCCAGGCAGGCUGCGUUCCGGUCAUCCUGGCAGACUCGUACAUACUGCCAUUCUCAGAAGUACUCGAUUGGAGGAGGGCGUCGGUGGUGAUUCCGGAGGAGAAGCUUCCAGAGAUGUACACCAUUCUGAAGAACAUCCCCCACCGACAAGUGGAGGAGAUGCAGAGACAGGCUCGCUGGUUCUGGGAGGCCUAUUUCAGCUCGAUGAAGACGAUCGGCUUGACAACUCUACAGAUCAUCAACGACCGCAUCUACCCUUACGCAGCCCGCACCUACGAAGAGUGGAAUAACCCGCCUGCUGUGAAGUGGUCCAGUGUGUCCAACCCGUUGUUCCUGCCCCUCAUCCCGCCGCGCUCCCCCGGCUUCACGGCCGUCAUCCUGACGUACGACCGCAUCGAGUCGCUCUUCAGAGUCAUCACCGAGAUCUCCAAAGUGCCCAGCCUGGCCAAGCUACUGGUGGUCUGGAAUAACCAGAACAAGAGCCCUCCUGAAGAGUCCCUGUGGCCCAAGGUCGCGGUGCCCUUGAAGGUGGUGCGGACCAAAGAGAACAAGCUGAGUAAUCGCUUCUUCCCAUUCGCCGAGAUCGAGACGGAGGCGGUACUGGCCAUCGACGAUGACAUCAUCAUGCUGACGUCCGACGAGCUGCAGUUCGGAUACGAGGCUGGUGGUUACCCGGGGCCGACCCAGCAUCUGGUGGGGACCAUGAGAUGGGCAAAUGGGAAAUACGAGUCAGAGUGGACCAAACGAGGUGUCCAUGGUACUGGACUGGAGCCGCCUCCUCUACCACAAG
Molecule: messenger RNA, 1889 nt
Organism: Engraulis encrasicolus (European anchovy)
Lineage: Eukaryota; Metazoa; Chordata; Actinopteri; Clupeiformes; Engraulidae
Gene: ext2
Product: exostosin glycosyltransferase 2
Exons: 12
Cellular component (GO): membrane
Molecular function (GO): glycosyltransferase activity
Source: RefSeq, a predicted model, not a curated record